Penicilliopsis zonata CBS 506.65 is the source of this 1845-nucleotide messenger RNA. RefSeq lists its product as hypothetical. Gene Ontology annotation, biological process: NAD+ catabolic process; NADP+ catabolic process. Gene Ontology annotation, cellular component: cytosol. Bases 220 to 1467 code for a protein of 415 amino acids. Lineage: Eukaryota; Fungi; Ascomycota; Eurotiomycetes; Eurotiales; Aspergillaceae. Gene Ontology annotation, molecular function: NADH pyrophosphatase activity; metal ion binding. The record is from RefSeq and is a predicted model, not a curated record. The transcript is spliced from 3 exons.
UACAGGGACAUCCGCGGAACUCCUCUGGUAUCAACGUAACGUACAUACUGCCUCCGCUCCUCGGCUUCCAAUUACUAAACAACAAGAGGGGGAUGAGGGGUGCGGUUCUUCCUGCUGAUAAUUUUGGUCUGACUCCUUGCUGUAUUCCCAUUGCAUUGUUCUUGGUGUUUCCUUCUAGUCCCCAUCUCCGCUCUUCUCUUCUAUUAUUGAUUGCUCGCUAUGACGACUUUCCCCCAGAUCCCAGCUCCGGCACAUACGCAGGUAGACUCGAUGCUUUCCCGGCGUUUUGGAAGGGAAACGGUCAACUAUUUCUCAAGUUCCCCCCUGAACCGACUGAGUUUCCUACGCACCGAACACCCGUUCCUGGCCGCCGCGCUGCGCCACCCCAGCACCCGCUUCGUGCUGGUCAAGGAUCUCGCGCCCCUGACCCGGUCGUCGGCCGAGCUCUUCUACGCCAGCUACGAGGAUGUGCGGGCCCUCGUGCCGGCCGACUACUUUGAUCUGUCGGAGGAGGAGGUGCUCAAGGCCUACGACUCGCGGAAGAGCAGUGCGUACCCGAUCUUCCUUGGGCUGGACGAGUCGCGGCGUGAGGCCGGGCUGACCUGGAAGAAUUACUCGGGCACGCCGGUAUUUGGGCUGGAUGUUACGCCGCGGGGGUCGGAGGAGCAGCAGGCUCGCGCGGGGGAGGUCAUCGCCGCCAUGGAGGCGCAAGGGUUGACCUUUUUCAAAUCGCGGGUUGUCGCGACGUUUUCGGCUGAUGAGGCUGCUGUUUACGCCCAAUGUCGAGCCCUGGUUGACUGGAACACGCGCAACACGUUCUGCGGAACGUGCGGACAUCCAACCAUCUCAGUCAACGCAGGCACCAAACGGGCGUGUCCGCCGACGGACCUCGCACGGUCGGCCGAGGGCAAACCGGUGGAACGGCCGGCGUGCAACACGCGGACCACGAUUUCGAACCUGUCGUUCCCACGGACGGACCCGACGAUCAUCGUCGCGACGCUCUCGGCGGACGGCCACCGCAUCCUGCUGGGGCGGUCGAAACGCUUCCCGCCAAACUGGUACUCAACUCUCGCCGGCUUCAUCGAGCCCGCCGAGUCGGUCGAGGACGCCGUCCGCCGUGAGGUCUGGGAGGAAGCCGGCGUCACCCUGUCGCGCGUCGUCAUCCAUUCCUCCCAGCCCUGGCCCUACCCGGCGAACCUGAUGAUCGGGGCCAUCGCCCAGGUCGGCGACCCAGCCCACGAAUCCAUCUGUCUCGAACACGACCCGGAGCUCGAGGAUGCCCGCUGGUUCGACAUCGCAGAAGUCAAGGAGGCCCUGUGUGUCGGGGUCAGCGCUCUCGGUGACAAGCCGGGCCCGGAGUACAAGGAGGGCGGCCUUAAACUGCCCCCGCCAACGGCGAUUGCCAACCAGCUCAUCCAGGCGGCAGUUAAUGCCGACUAUCUCGGUGCCAGCGAGGCCAAAAUGUAGACUGCACACUAGGGUAUACACUCGGUACAUAUUCAUACGAGCUAGAUUGUAGAAGACAUAUUCUAGAAGUUUAUUCAAUUAUACCGUUUUAAUCAUCCAAGAUUAAUGUCAAGUACUAUACAUUCGCAUAGGCCGUCCCAUCACGCAACUCAUGUACGCUGCUCCCUCUCCCCUUGGGCGAAGAUCCUACCUCCGCAUACUUGGUUCCAUCGCGCAGCUCGUGGAUCGUGAUCCUCCGCCGCGACGAUGAGCCUUUCUUCCCGCGCCGUCGCGCGCUGGCGCUGGUGGUCGACAGGGGUGCCGAGUCCGCCCGUGAAGAAGAGACGCCGGACUGCUGCUCUGCACUGUCUGCGUCGCUUAGUAGGGAGGGAGACGAGG